Sesamum indicum (sesame) is the source of this 1521-nucleotide messenger RNA. Its product is annotated as cytochrome P450 81E8-like. Gene Ontology annotation, molecular function: oxidoreductase activity, acting on paired donors, with incorporation or reduction of molecular oxygen; monooxygenase activity; iron ion binding. The record is from RefSeq and is marked provisional. NCBI's taxonomy places the organism in Eukaryota, Viridiplantae, Streptophyta, Magnoliopsida, Lamiales, Pedaliaceae.
AUGGAAGCUGAAAUGCUAUAUUCAGCUCUCGCUCUCACCUUCGCCAUAUUCAUGGUUUACAGAAUUCUUUCUAAUUCGCAGGACAAGCGCAGCCUGACUAAGCUGCCUCCGAGCCCGCCCGGUUGGCUGCCGGUGAUCGGCCACGCUCAUCUCAUGAAAAAUCUCCUCCAUAGAACACUAUACGACUUCUCCCAGAAACUGGGACCCAUAUUUUCCAUCCGGUUCGGGUCGCGCCUCGUGGUGGUGGUGUCCUCCUCCUCCCUGGUGGAGGAAUGUUUCACCAAGUAUGACAUUGUCUUGGCAAAUCGCCCUCAGGCUUCUGUUGACCGGCGCUCACUUGGGUUCAGCACCACCAGCGUAAUCGGGGCCCCGUACGGGGACCAUUGGCGCAACCUGCGAAAGUUGUGCGAUCUUGAAGUAUUCGCCCCGACCCGUCUCGCCUCGUUUUUAUCCAUCAGGCUUGACGAGAGGGACCGCAUGAUUUCCGCGUUAUACAAAAUCUCGUCCGCCGGUUUCGCGAAGGUGAAUUUGGAAGCGAAGAUUGUGGAGCUGACGUUUAAUAACAUAAUGAGGAUGGUGGCGGCGAAGAGAUACUAUGGGGAGGAGGCGGAGGACGACGAGGAGGCGAAGAGGUUCAGGGACCUGACGAAGGAGGCUUUGGAGUUGACGAGCGCUUCCAAUCCUGGUGAGAUAUUUCCAAUAUUGCGGUGGCUUGGUUGCAAUGGGCUGGAGAAGAAGCUGGCUGUUCACUCGCGGAAGACGGAUGAGUUCAUGCAAGGGCUGCUGGACGAACACCGACGGGGCGAGCGCCAGAACACCAUGGUUGAUCAUUUGCUUUCGUUGCAGGAAUCUCAACCUGAGUACUACACUGAUGAAAUCAUCACUGGCCUCAUAGUUGCAUUGAUAAUUGCGGGAACGGAUGCAUCGGUUGUAACUACAGAAUGGGCGAUGUCCCUUUUACUAAAUCAUCCCAAAGUACUUGAAAAGGCUAGAAAAGAACUGGACACUCUAGUAGGACACGAACGCAUGGUUGAUGAACACGAUCUCCCCAAACUACGUUACCUUCACUGCAUAGUCUUGGAGACCUUAAGGUUAUUCCCUUCUGUUCCAACUUUGGUGCCACACGAACCAUCAGAGGAUUGUAAAAUUGGGGGAUACAAUGUCCCCAAGGGGACAAUGGUAUUAGUGAAUGCUUGGGCAAUACACCGAGACCCCAAGGUGUGGGACGACCCCUUGAGCUUUAAGCCCGACAGGUUUGAGAUAAUGGAAGUGGAGACACACAAGUUGUUGCCGUUCGGAAUGGGCAGGAGAGCGUGUCCUGGAGCUGGACUGGCGCAGAAGUUUGUGGGGUUGGCUUUGGGGUCGCUGAUUCAGUGUUUCGACUGGGAGAGAACGAGUCCCGAGAAAAUUGACUUGAACGAAGGUUCUGGGAUAACCUUGCCUAAAGCUAAGACGUUGGAAGCCAUGUGCAAACCUAGACAUGUCAUGGAAAAAGUUCUUCGUCAGGUUUCCAACGUUUGA